Paramormyrops kingsleyae is the source of this 1209-nucleotide messenger RNA. Its product is annotated as putative defense protein Hdd11. The record is from RefSeq and is a predicted model, not a curated record. Gene Ontology annotation, cellular component: membrane. Lineage: Eukaryota; Metazoa; Chordata; Actinopteri; Osteoglossiformes; Mormyridae.
UAUAUGUCACCUGGCCCACCUGCGCCGACACUAGAGCGUGAUCCGCUGGGCUUACGGGGCUGUGUGCGUGCAAACUGCUACAGACACCCCUGCGGAAACAGCCAUGCCAGGAGAAGUACUGCUCGCUGCCUUCCUCCUCCAGCUUCCUCCGCUCGCUUCGAGCUACCCCACGGGGGCUCCGGCCUCUGCCUGUGCGGACAUGACUCCUCACCACGGUGGGGCACAAGCUCAGGCCACCCCGGCCCCCUACACCAUAUACAUCAGCAACCACACCUUUCGCGUCGACGAGCCGAUCACAGUGACCAUCAAGGGACCCAACUACACAGGGCUGCUGCUACGGGCUCAGAGUAGCAGCCGUGCCGACGCUUUGGGGGUCUGGCAGCCGCCCCCAGCUAAUACUAAAUAUCUACACUGUUCCGGUAACGCGCACGGAGCCAUCACCCACUCCAACAUCGAAGUCAAAGACAACAACACUGUGUACACCUGGAUACCUCCCAGAGGAAUGGACCACAUCCACUUUAUAGCCACAGUGGCUCAGGAAAAGACAGUUUUCUGGGUGAACAUAAAGUCAGAAUCACUGACCAGAGAAGACACGGGCCUGCCUGACGGAGGCCCCCCGCUGCAGCACCAGGGAAUCCUACUGAUCCUCCUGCCCGUACUCCUGUUAACACUGCUGAGAACCAGCUAGCUGCCCAAGCUCAGCGACACCAAGGCUGGGCCUCAGCACUCUGAGCGAAAAGGAACUUUCUUUCUGCAAUUCUGUGGACACACUGUAGGACAACAAAGCAGCCAUUGUUACGUAGAAGCAUUAUGCUUUGUUGAAAUUAUUCAUCUUUCAGCAUUAUUUUGUGGAUGUUUCUCAGCUUGUACUGUAUAUAAAUACAUUUGUUAGCUUAGCAGUUUAUAACAUUUGAAAUGGUUAAUCGCCUUAUGUAAUUGCUGAAAUAUAAAUCUAUAUCUGGAAUUAAAAAAAUGUAAAAUAUAUAAAGAUUGCAAAUGUUCCUUUUAUUAUUUUCAGAUUAGGUUAUUAGUCUAUAGCAUCGCUUAGGCUUGGAAGCUUUGCUGUUAAAGGGUCUCACAUCUUUUGUGUACGGAUGAAAAGAGAGAAUCUACCAGAAAAAAAAUUGAGAAGAUAAGAAAAUAGCACAUUUUACAAUAUUUCAAGAGUGAUUUUUUCCAAAGUAGAGAAACAAUAUGGGUUUGAAUGAC